Messenger RNA from Indicator indicator, 1565 nucleotides. It is a transcript of the gene GJA9, whose product is annotated as gap junction protein alpha 9. The transcript has a single exon. The coding region runs from base 6 to 1565 and encodes 519 amino acids. Gene Ontology annotation, cellular component: connexin complex. Gene Ontology annotation, biological process: cell communication. NCBI's taxonomy places the organism in Eukaryota, Metazoa, Chordata, Aves, Piciformes, Indicatoridae. The record is from RefSeq and is a predicted model, not a curated record.
UAACCAUGGGAGACUGGAAUUUCCUUGGAGGCAUUUUAGAGGAGGUCCACAUUCAUUCCACCAUUAUUGGAAAGAUCUGGCUAACUAUCCUCUUCAUAUUUCGAAUGCUUGUUCUUGGAGUGGCAACUGAGGAUGUCUGGAAUGAUGAGCAGUCAGAAUUUAUCUGCAAUACCGAACAACCUGGUUGCAGAAAUGUGUGCUAUGAUGAGGCCUUUCCCAUCUCUCUCAUAAGAUACUGGGUCUUGCAAGUCAUAUUUGUGUCUUCCCCUUCCUUGGUAUAUAUGGGUCAUGCCUUAUACAGACUAAGAGCCUUAGAAAAAGAAAGGCAAAAAAAGAAAGCUCAGGUAAGAGUAGAACUCGAAAGCACUGAAUUAGAAAUGACUGAAAGUCGGAAAAGGCUGGAGAGAGAACUCCGGCAGCUGGACCAAAGAAAGCUAAACAAAGCCCCCCUGAGAGGCUCUUUGCUCUGCACUUAUGUGAUCCAUAUUUUCACCAGAUCAGCAGUGGAAGUUGGGUUCAUGAUUGGGCAGUAUCUUCUUUAUGGAUUUCAUCUAGAUCCCCUUUACAAAUGCCAGAGAGAUCCGUGUCCAAACACAGUUGACUGCUUCGUAUCCAGACCAACCGAGAAGACAGUGUUCAUUUUAUUCAUGCAGUCGAUAGCGACCGUGUCACUGCUUUUAAACAUCCUAGAGAUUAUCCACCUAGGAUUUCGAAAGAUUAAACUAGGACUCUGUGGGCAAAAUAAAAACAAGGACGAUCCUGAUCACUUCUGUGCAAACAAAUCUAAGAAGCACUCUGUGAUCCCCCACUCUUGCUUGGGAAUAUCCACAGCCCCGCAAAAAAAUCUCCCGUCCGCUGUUAGCGAUUACACUUUCUUCAUGGGAAAGCAAACUGACGCUGCCAUCUACCCAGUUCUAACCUCUCCUGUCAUGUUCCAGCCUCUGCAAAAUAACCAUACAGAGAGGAGCAGCAAUUACACCCAUCACAAUCAGGAGAAUAAAGUGCCAAAGAAGGGGCCAGCUACCAAUGCUUUAGAUAACCAGACUCAAAAUGCUAGCACAGUGCAUAACGAAGGCUUGCUCGGCAAGCUCGGGAACGAAGCACAAGAUGCGUGCCAAAAAGCUGAAAAGAAACAUUUCCUUGUUGUUGCUCAGGGUGCAGAUGUAGCCUCGAGCACCUGCUUGAGAAGCUUUGCUGAAAUGCCAUCUCAAACUUCACUGCAACCCGAGACAACAUUUCCUGCUGCCAGUUUCAGAAGACAACAUGGAAUGGGUUCGGCUUGGAACUGCUCGGCGAUGGCUGAGAACGAAGGAGCCUCCGCAAAUUCUCUUCCGAAGAACAGCAGCAGAAGGCAAAGUGGUUUCAGUGCGAACAAAGCCCAACCUCCUUACAAUAUUGAUGUAAAAUAUGCUAGACCAGAUACUCCUGACUCUACAGGGGAGGUGAGCUCAGAAUCUAAACAAAGUAAAAACUGUGACAGUCCGAAGCCUUUCUCCCUGUCCAGGCAACUAUCACUGUCCAGUAAUGCCAGUGGCAGGCGUGCCCCCACUGAUCUUCAGAUCUAG